AAGAAAGGCCCCAACUGGAAGCAAACAACGGCUGAAGACGGGAACAGCAACAAGUGAACCAGCGCGAGGACUGAGAGCAUCAACGAGAGAACACUCCUGACUCAGAGUUUCCAUUGAUUCAGUCAGGAGAAAGUUUGGUUAAAAAUGACAAGGAAUUUGUCUACGGGAAUGUAUAACAUAACACACACGUUUUGCUGUCUCUUUUGAUAUUUAAGAAGUGGAGCAAGGGAUUCACUCGAUUAUCCUUCCUGCUCAGACUGUGGCGAGGGAUUUACUCGGUCAUUUCAAUUGAAGGUACAUCAGCAAGUUCGCACUGGGACAAGGCCAUUCACCAGUUCUGUUUGUGAGAAAGGAUUCAGUCGUCUUCCCACCUGUGGACACACUAGUCAGAUCACACUGGGCAGAAGCUCUUCAUCUGCUGAAUUUGUGGGGAAAGAUUCAUUUUGUCAUCUAACCUAAUGGCUCACCAGCGAGUUCACACCAGAGAGCGGCCAUUCACCUGCUCAGACUGUGGGAAGAGAUUCACUUGGUCAUUCCAAAUGAAGGCACGUCAGAGAGUUCACACUGGAGAGAGACCACUCACUUGCUCAGACUGUGGGAAGGGAUUCACUCAGUCAUCCGACCUACUCACACACCAGUCAGUUCACACUGGCGAAAGGCCAUUCACCUGCUCAGACUGUGGGAAGGGAUUCACUCGGUCAUCCCAACUGAAGGUACAUCAGCGAGUUCACACCGGAGAGAGGCCAUUCACCUGCUCAGACUGUGGGAAGGGAUUCACUCGGUCAUCCCAACUGAAGGUACAUCAGCGAGUUCACACCGGGGAGAGGCCAUUCACUUGCUCAGACUGUGGGAAGGGAUUCACUCGGUCAUCCCAUCUGAAGGAACAUCAGCGAGUUCACACCGGAGAGAGGCCGUUCACCUGUUCAGACUGUGGGAAGGGAUUCACUUGCUUAUCCCAACUGAAGGUGCAUCAGCGAGUUCACACCGGGGAGAGGCCGUUCACCUGCUCAGAGUGUGGGAAGAGAUUCACUUGGUCAUCCCAAAUGAAGGUACAUCAGAGAGUUCACACUGGAGAGAGGCCGUUCAUCUGCUCGGACUGUGGGAAAGGAUUCAUUUGCUCAUCCCAUCUGAAGGUACACCAGUCAGUUCACACUGGGGAGAGGCCGUUCACCUGCUCAGACUGUGGGAAGGGAUUCACCCGGUCAUCUCAGUUACUGAGACACCAGUCAGUUCACACUGGUGACUGGCUGUUCACCUGCUCAGACUGUGGGAAGGGAUUCACUGAAUCAUCUCAACUGAAGGUACAUCAGAGAGUUCACACUGUAGAGAGGCCAUUCACCUGCUCGGACUGUGGGAAGGGAUUCACUCGGUCAUCCGACCUACUGGCACACCAACGAGUUCACACCGGGGAGCGGCCAUUCACCUGCUCAAACUGUGGGAAGGGAUUCACUCGGUCAUCCGACCUACUAGCACACCAGCGAAUUCACACCGGGGAGCGGCCAUUCACCUGCUCAGACUGUGGGAAGGGAUUCACUCGGUCAUCCGACCUACUAGCACACCAGCGAAUUCACACCGGGGAGCGGCCAUUCACCUGUUCAGACUGUGGGAAGGGAUUCACUCGGUCAUCUAAGCUGAAGGUACAUCAGCGAAUUCACACUGGGUAGAGGCUGAUCACCUGCUCAGACUUCGGGAA
Hypanus sabinus (Atlantic stingray) is the source of this 1693-nucleotide messenger RNA. Its product is annotated as zinc finger protein 229-like. Lineage: Eukaryota; Metazoa; Chordata; Chondrichthyes; Myliobatiformes; Dasyatidae. Bases 459 to 1664 code for a protein of 401 amino acids. The record is from RefSeq and is a predicted model, not a curated record. Gene Ontology annotation, cellular component: nucleus. The transcript has 2 exons. Gene Ontology annotation, biological process: regulation of transcription by RNA polymerase II; central nervous system development. Gene Ontology annotation, molecular function: RNA polymerase II cis-regulatory region sequence-specific DNA binding; DNA-binding transcription factor activity, RNA polymerase II-specific.